AUGGGCGCUCCACCUCAAAGAACGCUAGCAAGGCACGAUAUGCCCCAGUUCUAUCUGCUGGUAGCGCUUUAUUUUGUUCAAGGCAUCCCGGUAGGAUUAGCUUUUGGUACAAUUCCAUUUUUGCUCAAGUCAAUGGCUAAAGACACAUCUUUCACCACUUUAGGUAUCUUUUCGAUGGCAUCAUAUCCAUAUUCUUUGAAGAUUUUCUGGUCUCCCAUAGUUGAUUCGAUAUACAAUAAGAAGGUAGGAAGAAGAAGAUCAUGGAUUAUACCGAUACAAUGCAUAAGUGGGGCAAGUAUAUUCUUUUUAGGAUCGUGCAUUAGCAGGGGGAUUGUGUUCAAGGGUGUUGAUGAUGCCUUUCAUGGUAGAACGGGGGGUGUUCACGACUUGAAUAUAUUGAAUUUGACCUGGUAUUUUGGUAUCUUGGUAUUUUUAUGCGCUACUCAAGAUAUAGCAGUGGAUGGUUGGGCAUUGACUAUACUGUCAAAACAAUCACUUUCUUAUGCGUCUACAGCACAAACAGUUGGUAUAAAUAUUGGCUAUUUUCUUUCCUUUACCGUAUUUUUAUCCCUUAAUUCAAGCGAUUUUGCAAACAAGUAUUUCAGAAGUGUACCAAGAGAAUAUGGGCUUGUCAGUCUUGGUGGUUACAUGAAGUUUUCCGGUAUAAUCUAUAUUUUAUUGACGCUUUACGUUGUGUUUUACACAACUGAAAAACCAUGGCAGGAUGUUUUACCAAGGCUGCAUUCUCCAGAGAUGAAAAAAGAUGAUGAGCCUAAAGUUAUUUUUGAGUAUGAGGAUGGCGAUACUGUCAGUACUAGUAAUAACGCAGGUAUACUUUACGUUUAUCAAUGUUUUCUUAAAAUUGCAAGUUUGAGCUCAGUGCAGGUUCUGGCAAUAAUUCAUUUAACAUCCAAAAUCGCAUUUCAGUGCAAUGAAGCAGCAACGAAUUUGAAACUUUUAGAGCAAGGAUUCAAAAGAGAAGAUUUGGCAGUUACUGUACUAAUUGAUGUACCUUUUGAAAUAUUAUUUGGCUAUUACGUGGCGAAAUGGAGCUCAGAUUCCAAUCAUCUUCAAAACUCAGAUCGUGGAAAUUUGCGAAAGUCUAAAAAGUCAUGGUUUACUUGGAUUAUUGGUACACCUGGUGUCCUUACGCCUUGGCUGUGGGGUUAUCUAGGUCGUUUAGCUUCAGCGAUUCUUGGAACUGUUGUGGUGAAAAGCUUUCCAAAAGAUGGUCAUAUAAGCAGAGUUUACUUUCUGACUGUUAUUAUCCAACAUUUAUUAAGUUCAUUUAUGUCAACAGUUCAAUUCGUUGGUAUUUCAGCUUUUCAUACAAGAAUAGCAGACCCAUUAAUUGGAGGGACCUAUAUGACAUUAUUGAAUACAUUGAGCAAUUUCGGUGGUACAUGGCCAAGGUUUAUUGUAUUGUCUCUGAUAAAUUACUUUACUAUUUACGAAUGCAAAAUUCCAGGGAAACAUAAUUUGGUGUAUCAGGGCGGUAGUAUGGAUAGAUGCACAAAAGAGCUAGGUGGUACUAUAACAAUUCUACGAGAUGGUUACUUUGUAACAAAUUUAUUAUGUUGUAUUUUUGGUAUAUGUCUAUAUUUCGGAUUCCUUAAAAAAAAAUCUCAAGAGUUACAAAGUUUACCUAUUGGUUCAUGGCGUUGUGAAUAA
Messenger RNA from Zygotorulaspora mrakii, 1671 nucleotides. Its product is annotated as Acatn family MFS transporter. NCBI's taxonomy places the organism in Eukaryota, Fungi, Ascomycota, Saccharomycetes, Saccharomycetales, Saccharomycetaceae. Gene Ontology annotation, molecular function: acetyl-CoA transmembrane transporter activity. The record is from RefSeq and is a predicted model, not a curated record. Gene Ontology annotation, cellular component: membrane. The transcript has a single exon. Bases 1 to 1671 code for a protein of 556 amino acids.